UCGGCGGGUCGUCCGCCAAUGAGCGGCGGAGCGGAGCGUGAGGCUGUGCGGGGCUAAGGUGGAUGGCGGGGUUUCUCUGAGGCGGAGCUUCGGCGCGUUGGGGAGGCAGGCGGCCGGCCAGGGAGGGCUGGGCAGCCGAGGGCUGUUGUCCCCUGGUCCCUAGGAGCCAGCGACGCCGAGCGCCUGCGGGCUGGGCUGGGCGGCGCGAUGCCGGUCCACUCGCGGGAGAAGAAGGAGAACAACCACGACGAGAUGGAGGUGGACUACGGGGAGAACGAGGGCAGCAGUUCCGAGGAGGAGGAGUCCGAGAGCUCGUCCGUGUCCGAGGAGGGUGACAGCUCAGAAAUGGACGAUGAGGACUGUGAAAGAAGAAGGAUGGAGUGUUUGGAUGAGAUGUCCAAUCUUGAAAAACAAUUUACAGACCUCAAAGACCAACUUUACAAAGAGAGAUUAAGCCAAGUGGAUGCAAAACUGCAGGAGGUCAUUGCGGGAAAGGCACCAGAGUACUUGGAACCGCUGGCAGCUCUGCAAGAAAACAUGCAAAUCCGAACAAAAGUGGCAGGUAUCUACAGAGAGCUCUGUUUAGAGUCCGUGAAAAACAAAUAUGAAUGUGAAAUCCAAGCUUCCCGCCAGCACUGUGAGAGUGAAAAGCUCUUGUUGUAUGACACAGUUCAAAGUGAACUGGAAGAGAAAAUCAGACGACUUGAAGAAGACCGACAUAGCAUUGACAUUACCUCAGAGUUAUGGAAUGAUGAACUUCAGUCUAGGAAAAAAAGGAAGGAUCCCUUCAGUCCCGAUAAGAAGAAACCGGUUGUUGUAUCAGGACCCUAUAUAGUGUACAUGCUGCAAGAUCUUGAUAUACUUGAAGACUGGACCACAAUAAGAAAGGCAAUGGCUACUUUGGGGCCACAUAGAGUGAAAACAGAACCCCCUGUCAAGUUGGAAAAACAUGUACACAAUGCAAGAUCUGAAGAUGGAAAGCUGUAUUAUAAUGGGGAGUGGUACGGACGUGGACAAACAAUAUGUAUCGAUAGGAAAGAUGAAUGCCCUGUAAGUGCCAUAAUUACAACAAUUAACCAUGAUGAAGUGUGGUUUAAGAGGCCUGAUGGAAGCAAAUCCAAACUGUUUAUUUCCCAGCUACAGAAAGGAAAAUAUUCAAUCAAGCAUAAUCACAACUGACCGUUAAACCAACCAGACAGUGUUAUCCUGCUAGAUGUGCCAUGAGAUGAAAGAUGUAUUUACUAUUUGUUCUCAUCUACUUUGUGUGGCAGUAUCUGUGUAUUUGUAGUAGUGUCAGUAAUCUUCAUACAAAUGUCUUAGAAUAAGUGAUACAUAAUCAUGUCAACCAUGACGUCUUGCCUCUAGUUCGGUCCCAGCGUCUCAGAUAGAAAACGUUAACCUUUUGGAGAGCCUGAGGACAUCUGACUAAGCCUGCAGUCCUACAAAGCUAUGUGCAUGCAUGGGGGAGAAUGGCGCAUGCAGCUGCUUGGGGUCUUUUAAGUUUCUUUUGCAGCUGCUUGCUUGGCUCAGUGUGUGAGCCAAUUUUAAAACUGCCUAUUGA
Lacerta agilis (Sand lizard) is the source of this 1561-nucleotide messenger RNA. It is a transcript of the gene BRMS1L, whose product is annotated as BRMS1 like transcriptional repressor. NCBI's taxonomy places the organism in Eukaryota, Metazoa, Chordata, Lepidosauria, Squamata, Lacertidae. The transcript is spliced from 10 exons. The coding region runs from base 208 to 1179 and encodes 323 amino acids. Gene Ontology annotation, cellular component: Sin3-type complex. Gene Ontology annotation, molecular function: histone deacetylase binding. The record is from RefSeq and is a predicted model, not a curated record. Gene Ontology annotation, biological process: negative regulation of transcription by RNA polymerase II.